Molecule: messenger RNA, 1821 nt
Organism: Eremothecium gossypii ATCC 10895
Lineage: Eukaryota; Fungi; Ascomycota; Saccharomycetes; Saccharomycetales; Saccharomycetaceae
Product: AFR050Wp
Exons: 1
Coding region: 1-1821 (606 amino acids)
Molecular function (GO): zinc ion binding
Source: RefSeq, marked provisional
AUGGACAAGAUACUGCUGAAGCGUACGUUAAAGGAAAUACUGGAUCCGGAUCGUGUGGAGGAGGAUAUCGGGUCCGGCGGCGAGGACAGCGCGCCUAGCGACUCCGAGCAAGCGCCCAACGAUGAAGAGGAGGACGGCAGCAUGUGCGUCGAGUGCCAGGACAUGCCGGUAGAGGUGCUGUGCCGGGAUUGCGAGGAGCAAUUCUGCACGGUGUGCUUCGAGAUGCUGCACAGAAGCGGGCGGAGGCGGCGGCACGAGUUCGCACGGAAGGACGAUGGCACGGCGGCAGGCGCGGAGGCGGCCGCGGGUGCGGCCGCGGAGGAGUCCGGCGCGGACGAGGAGGCCGCGGAGGCCGCGGAGGCCGCGGGUGCGGCGGCAAAGCCCGAGGAGACGCGCGCGGAUGGCAGGCUCCUGCAGCUGUUGCAGGAGCACGCGCGCUACGUGCCCAUGCGCCUGACGCACGAAGAGCGCCACCUGUUGCGCCUGCUGGAGGCUGCCCUGCAGGUGUCCGAGUACACGGACCGCGUGGACAUCCUGUCGUACAAGUCGCGGGCGCGGCGGAUUGUGGAGCAGCUCAAGGAGAUGUGCUCGGUGCUGUGCGGGCUGGUGAUUGCGUCGGACCUCAAGGCCGGGCAGCGCCUGGUGGAGAUGAAGGAGUUCAGCGAGUACGCGGAGUGGUUCCAGGAGGUGUUUGAGAUCGGGCGGCGCUACAAGGUGAUGAACCCCGAGCGGAUGCGGGACACGUUCGGCAAGCUGUGCUACAUGGUGAUGGACUCGCGGCUGCCGCAGAUCCAGGAGCACCUGGAAUUCCAUCUGUACAAGCCGAUCCGCACGGUGCAUGCGUUCCUGGGCGACCCGCGGGAUGGCGGGAAGGCUCUGCGCAUGCUGCAGGACCCGCUGGUGCUGUACGCGACCGCGCACAUCAGCCCGGUGGGCAAGACGCGCGCGGAGAUCAACCGCCUGAUCCGCCAGAAGGAGCACGCCAUCGAGCAGCUGGCGGCCAAGUACAGCGGCGACGUGUACUCGAAGGAGGACGUGCGCCAGGCGCUGUACUCCUUUGGCGACUACAAUGCGUACGUCAACAUGAACCGCAAGCCCGUGAUGCGCAUGCUGGAGCGCCUGGAGCUGUUCCGCCAGCCCGAGGUCGCCAAGCGCUUUCCGCUGGCGAUCCGGCAGGGCCGCGACGGCGCGCGGCUGACGCACGACCACGACAAGCAGUGGCACUACGCCCAGCAGUCACUCUCGCUGUGGUCCGUGAUCCAGCGCGAGAUGAUUCGCCUGUGGUACGUCGCGGAUCAAGACCUGUUCGACGGCGCGCCCUACAAGCUGGUCUCCACGGGCCAGGGCCUGAACCGCGUCAAGGCCAGCCCGUCCGUGUACAAGGCCAUGAUGAACAUCCUGCACGAGUGCAGGACCAAGUGCAAGGGCUGGGUCGGCUCCAGCGUCGUGCAUCUGGGCGACGACGCCGUGCCCAACGCGCUCUUCUUCUUAGACAAGUACACGCAGGUGCCCAACAUCCUGAUACCGUUCGACCAGGUUCUGAUGCACAUCAAGGACCUGGUCCGCGACGACCCCGCCAUGCUGGAGUACAUCACCACGCAGUACGGCUCCGUCGAGGAGCUCCAGCUCGUCAUCCUGCAGGACGCCUUCGCCCACAUGUUCGAUGGCUCCGGCGCCGAUAAUUUCUACAUGAGCGGCUCCUGCAUCGACGGCAGACUCACCUCUGCCUGGAACCACACCAACGAAAUCGCCAAGAAGAGGUACUACAACAUAUUCUUGAUGACCGGCUUCAUCGGUUUCAACGGCGGCGAGGGCUUUUAG